AUAAAAGAGUGGGUCGGGGGUCCGAAAGGCAACAGUCGUUCUUUGGGCGAUCCGACCAAAAAAUGAAACUCCAAAGCCUCUCGCUAGUGUUCUUCGCUCUCUUAGUCCUUGGCGCCGCCGCCAAGGAGAAGAAAGCCGAAGAACCGAAACCGGCCGAAUCCCAAAAGACGAAAACCGCCGAAAAGAAACAGGGCAAAAGAGGGCUCUUCGACCUCGGCUACGGAGGCGGUGAAUUCGGCGGACACGAAGGCCUUGAACUUGGAGGCGGCGGAUUCGAAGGCGGUUAUGGCGGAGGCGGCUUCGAAGAAAGCCAUCACAAAACCAUCACCAUCACCAAGACCAUUCCCGUACCCGUACCCAAACCUUACCCAGUUUACCACGAAAAGAAAGUGCCUGUACCUUACCCAGUCAAAGUUGCCGUCCCUGUCGACAGGCCAUACCCAGUUCACGUACCCAAACCUUACCCAGUACCGGUAGAGAAGCCUGUACCUUACCCAGUCGAGAAACCCGUACCUUACCCUGUUAAAGUUCCUGUCAAGGUACCUUACCCCGUUCCCCAUCCAGUCCCAGUACCAAAACCUGUACCAUACCCUGUACAUAAGCCUGUACCUUACCCAGUUAAAGUUCCAGUCUACGUAGAAAAGCAUGUUCCAGUAUUCAUCAAGGGACACGAAGGUGGUGGUUUUGAAGGGGGUUUCGGAGGUGGCUUGGAAGGUCACGAGUUUGGAGGACAUCAUUUUACAACGGUGAUAGCAAUUUGCUGCCUCAGCGCAGCAAAGGCUUUUCCAGGCAUACUAUUCUCCUCUUCCGGUUCAUCCGGAAAAAUCGAACUUGAAGGAGUACCAGAUAUAGAAAGUUACAACCACGUUUCCUAUCCGCACUAUGACCUCAUCGACCUGGGCGAGUACUCCAAAGGCCACGUUCCUGGAGACGAGAUCAAGAUCACCAAAGACAGCAAAAUAACCAUUCCACAACCCUACCCAGUCAAAGUACCCAUUCCACAACCCUAUCCAGUUCACAUAGAAAAACCAUAUCCCGUAGUGGAAACCAAGUUUGUCAAAGUUCCAUAUCCCGUUCCUCAAGUAAUCGAAAAAAAGGUUCCAUAUCCAGUGGAGGUUCCGAAACCUUAUCCAGUACAGGUCCAUUCAGGAGACGGAGGUGGAGGUGAUUCUGGUGGAUUUGGUGGUUCUUUCCAAGACCAUCAUUCUUACGAGGGUAACGGUUAUGGAGUGCAAGAAAGUGGAGCAGAGUUACCUUCCAACGAAGGUUACGAAGCGGGAAUUGGAGGUGGAUCUGGAAGUUUUUACGAAGCCAAGGCUUUGGAAGAGCAGACGUAUUCUGGAGAAGCUGAAGGUGGGGCAUGGCAACCUGUCAGUGGUGACUUGGAAGGAAAAGGGUACUAAAUUCUUAGCCAUAUUCUUUAUUAAUUUUCUUUUUUAAGAUUUCUGUAGGAUAUCCUCUUUAGUUCUCUAUAGUUCUUCGAUUUUAUAAGACUGGUUGUAAUUUUCUAUUUUUAUUUUUGUUGACUAUUGUGUAAAUACUGUUAUAUUUUUUAAU
Molecule: messenger RNA, 1557 nt
Organism: Sitophilus oryzae (rice weevil)
Lineage: Eukaryota; Metazoa; Arthropoda; Insecta; Coleoptera; Curculionidae
Exons: 3
Coding region: 63-1403 (446 amino acids)
Source: RefSeq, a predicted model, not a curated record